This is a messenger RNA of Glycine soja, 931 nucleotides long. Its product is annotated as tobamovirus multiplication protein 2B-like. The transcript is spliced from 5 exons. Bases 89 to 421 code for a protein of 110 amino acids. The record is from RefSeq and is a predicted model, not a curated record. NCBI's taxonomy places the organism in Eukaryota, Viridiplantae, Streptophyta, Magnoliopsida, Fabales, Fabaceae.
UUCUGAUCAGUAAAAUAACAUAACACAGCGGGUGGAAAGACCCAACACUAUUUACUACAGCAAACGGACUAGCUUCGUUCUGGCUCAGAUGGCGGCGCCGGGCUCAGAUGGCGGCGGCGGAGGGACGGCGGAGGCUACGGUGGCCAAGCAGAUCUCGCAGGUGGUGCAGUCCACCUCCAACCUCCUCCAACUUAUGCAGCAUUCUUCUCUUGCCCAGGCUCAAUUGGUUAAGCUUCCUAAGAACCUUUUGACGAAGGUUCCUACCAUCAAGAACACUGAGCAGGUUUUGGAGCAGUUGCCUGGGGUGAUAUCAUCUCUGGAUGCACAUAUGGAGAAUGGGUUACAAAAUGUUCCACAUCUAAAGACUGUGGUUCAGGUACUUUCAAAUAUGGAAAGUACCCAGCUUAUCUCGCAAUCCUGACCCCAUCCUCUCCAGAAGGAACUUGAACCAGGAAGCCAAUCUCAAGGGACCAGUUAAAGAAACUUGUGUUGCUUAGGAGUUUCACCCGCGAUCAAUUCAUGCAGAGUUUUCGGAAGGUUUGGAACUGAGACCUGCUGUAUUUCCUUCUUGCAGUCUUCCUGCAAAUCAAAUAACAAAAUGCUGUUCCAUCUUCUGAUAAAGUGCAUGGUUAAUUGGUUAUUCAACCGAGAAACAUGUUAUAUUGGUGACACUAUGCCCAAGUUUCAGAUUGAGAAUCUUGUCCUAAGAAUUCAAGGUUAGGCUAUUAGUUGAUUGAUGAUGAUUGACUUUCCGUAUUCUGUAAUGUAUGUCCAUUCAUUUUCUGCUUGUGCAUUUUUGUUUUUAAUCUUGCCAAAUGUUAUGUUCAAAGUGAUGUAUCUUUUAUUUAAAUCACUUUAGUUUUACUAGCUAUGGAAUGUACCAUUUUCAAAGCAGAGUAAAAACCACUACUCCUAUGAUGGCACUUCUACU